CGUCGAGGCAGGUACUCGCGCACCUGUUACUUACACCGCACACUCCGUUCUGCCUUCAAUACCGACCAGCACGUCGGCGAGUCAACAUCAACACACACCAACCAACACGCGUAUUAAAAACUAUCAAUAAUAAUAUCAAUAUCAACAUUAAAAUUAAAAUUAAAACAAAACACAAUGAAAAAAACAGACUUUUACGAACGCAAUUCUAAAAUCAAGUGAACAAUGUGCCUUGGGGACAUUAUCUUCCACUUGGAUUACUCCUACACGUACUUCAGGAAUAAAUAAUCAACAAGAGUUUUAGAAAUAAAACAGUUCAUCAAUCAGGACGAGUGAAUUAAGAGAUGUUUAGAAAUGUCUCGCUUAACUCUACUCCACCGCGAUCUGAGUCGUCGCAUCGAGUCACUGAAGCAAAUCGUCGAAGCGUCACAAAACGCCAACGUCAACAUGGCUGCCUAUUCAGGUGUACUGUCACACCAUCAAUACAAAAACGUAGGCGAUAUGCAUUCAAUCGACUUGAAUCCCAACACUAACCAGUUAAUCAUCAAAUCCACACGUAAAAAGACACAGAAUUCUGUUAUUGGUAAACCUACCAUCACCCAGCGUGAAUUAGACGAAGGUUUCGAAUCUGAUGUGGAUACCAUCUCUUUGGUAUCCACAGAAUCUACGAUUUCAUUGAUGACGAAAUCUCGGGAGACUGAUUCUGCGAAUGGGAGCGCAUCAUCUGACAGUGAUGAUUCUGAAACUAGUAAAACACAGAAAUUUCCUGGUACCACCUCAAAUUCUACAUCUACAGCUAUUACAACUACUACAAAAGAAGAUGAUAUCAUUACAGAAUAUUUUAAUCUAGUCAACUGUGUCUGCUAUACAGAUUCAGCACAUCCAGACAUUCUAAUCCUCGUGGUUGCCUCACCAUCAAAAGAAGAAGAGACCCUAAUCUUUAAAUUCUCCAAUCAGAAAGAACUGGAAGCUUUUCAUGAGAAUUUUAGUACAGUGAAAGCUGUAUGCAACCAGAAAAGCAGUAAUGUUGGUUGCCUACCUUUUAAUCUCCUCCAGAGGACCGAUUCUGAUGGUAUGACACAUAUUAGGAUAUCACGACAGGAUGAUUAUCAAGAGGAUUAUUCAUCAUUGAUUAGUCUACCUAAUAUCCCACAGGAACCUGUUGUGAAACCUAAGUUUGAAAAGUUUGCCACUAUGGGUAAACCUACCAGGAAACGAAUUCUGAAGAAAUCAAAGUCUAUUGAGGAUUUUUUAGAUUCGGAGAAACCCUUGAGGAAAAUCUGGAACUCCGCGGAGAAUAUUUUAGAUAUUAAGGAUACCAUUGAGACAAAACCCAAGGUACCACCUAGAAAGGGUCGGAAAAAGGGUCCUGCCCCACCUCCACCUUGUAAUAUUACUAAUACUAAAGUUGAAAAUGAAAAAAUUGCUCAAAAUCAUCCAAUAAGCAGGAGUUUUACAAAUCUACACAUUGACGAUGAAGAUAAAUCUAGUUUAGGGUUAGGUAACGUGUUUCAAGGUCAAUUCGUACGUGUGCAGGUAGACCAUACCAGAUCCUUUGCAAAUUAUCCUAUUUUAAACUUCAAACAAAAGCCCACACCGGAAAUAUUGAAAUACGAAGCGGUAAAGACAAAAAACACGCUAAAACCACGAAAUUUCGAUGCUUUUAAGUUUUCUGAUCCUAAAAACCUCACAGGAUAUUACCAACAAAAGGAUUGUGAGAAAUCCAAGGAAAAGGAACAACCUCAUAAACAAUCAAAAGCAUCACGAGGUUUCUCCGCGUUGAAAUUGUAUAUUCCAAUGUAUAAAUCUGUCAAAAAGCCAAUAAUAGUGCAGCCACAGCCACAGCAGCAUUGUAUGCAACCAACAUUACACCCUAAUAGUAAUGGUAACUUUACAAAUCGUUUAUUCGGCAUGUCAAGUAAACUAAAAGAGUUUGGAUCAUUACAAAGUGGAUGUAAUCCCAAUAAACGCUAUGAUCAUGAAGUGAAUCCUUAUGCGCAUCCUGUAAAAGAACACAAUGAUAAAUUCUUAGGUAAACUUUCGAGGUUAGGACGCAGCGGUAGUUUGGGUAAUCUAACUCUGCUUGCACACAAUGAAAAAACACAAAGUAACACACUGAAGAGUGUAAUAAAGAAAAACGUUGAUUCAGGCCGGAAAUUCGGUCGACAGGGAAAGAAAGUCACCUUCAGUGCUUACAAUACUGUUCAAGUUGUUUAGUUUUAAGGUUAUGUUGAGUGUGAAGACAUAUUGAAGCCAAAUUACGCAUAGAAAUUUUACCAGUUUUAGAAUAUUUGUAAUUUUUUAACCUAAAUAUGUAUAAAAUGUGUUUUGUAAUAGAAACCGGAAACAAGAAACAAAAUGGCGUCGUUUUGUUUUAAAUUUAAGCCUAUAUUACCAACAAUUGUAAAACUAUGUAAAUACACUUAUUGUUUGUUUGAA
Dalotia coriaria is the source of this 2436-nucleotide messenger RNA. RefSeq lists its product as uncharacterized. Lineage: Eukaryota; Metazoa; Arthropoda; Insecta; Coleoptera; Staphylinidae. The record is from RefSeq and is a predicted model, not a curated record. The coding region runs from base 352 to 2214 and encodes 620 amino acids. The transcript is spliced from 2 exons.